AUGAUUGCCACGUUAGUGUUGGCGAUGAAUUCUGGAAGAAAUGAAACGGUAGAUGAAAUGGAAUUAAAUGAAAUGAUAAAUCCAACGAUUUCUCCAAUGAACAUUAAUCAACAACGUGAGCAAUUUAGCGAUGACUUGAUGAUAGCAGUUGAAGAGGUUCAAAGAGAGAGACAGCAGUUAGGACGAACGGAUGAUAUUGGAUGGUUCUACUCACAGUUAUUUGAUUAUUUUCUUCGUGCUCAUAGAGGUACACCGAAACUUUUAACGAAUAAAGAAGCUUAA
Messenger RNA from Acanthocheilonema viteae, 282 nucleotides. NCBI's taxonomy places the organism in Eukaryota, Metazoa, Nematoda, Chromadorea, Rhabditida, Onchocercidae. The record is from the annotation of a GenBank genome assembly.